GCCCUUGUCAAGCGCGAGUCACCUGAUCAACCUUGGGACAGCUCCGCACAGCUGAUUUCAUUACCGAGUAUCGAGAAGUCGAAUAAUUCCCCAGGGCGAGCGGGUGAAAGGAAACUAAAAGUCGUCGGAUUCGGGGAUUUAAACGGAUUGGUGUUUUCUUGUCCACUAGAAGUGGCUCUCUAAGGAUCUAUUAAACGACGAAGUUCCAACACAAAACUUGAGCAACGGUCCGCGUCCACCACUGCGUAUCUUUCACCAUAGGAAAAUAAGUGAGCCUCAACGGUUGCCUGUAAAUGAGUUACGACCAGCCCCCUCCGUAUGCGGGCCCCGGCCCCACGGCUCCCGGCUACCCAGCAGGGCCCUCUGCCCCCGGGUACCCAGGAGCGUAUCCUGCACAAGCCUACCAGGCCUACCAGGGCCAGCCAGGGUACCCCGUCCAGACCGACAUGCCUCAGCCAGGCUACCCGGCCUACCCAGCUGGCCAGCCCGGAGCUUACCCCGCACCUCAGCCGGGCUACCAGGGAGGAUACCAGGGCCCUCCACAGCCAGGGUACGGAUGGCCCAAUGCAGCACCGGGACAGCCAUACGGGGAGCCUCCAAAGAACACAGUGUAUGUAGUGGAGGAGCGGCGGGCGGCUGACUCUGGUGGUGGUUCUGAUCUGGGGAGCUGCCUGACGGGCUGCUGGGCUGCCCUGUGCUGCUGCUGCCUGUGGGACAUGAUGACCUGACCCUGACCCUGACCCUGACCAUGGUCCAGCCCCAGCCCCAGCCUCAGCCCCAGCGCCAGCCCCGACCCCGACCCUCACCCUGACUCCAUACUGUUACAGGAGUCAAUACCACAGAAGCAUAAUAUAUCAUCAUAACAAUAUGGCCUGUACGACACUUUCUUAUCUUUGUUACAAAAGCUUGAAAAUAGUUAUUUUUGUUUGUGUUUUUUUUUUCGUAUAUGACAUACUCUUUAGUUGACAAGGGUGUCUUUGAAAUCAUUAUUUUAAUGAUGUGUUUAUGAAAGCUGCUGUUAAAAAUGGUAUAGCUGUUUUUAUAUCAGAUGUACGAAGGCGUAUAAACAAUAUUUGGCAAAGCUACAGUAACAUUACAGAUGUUAUGGAUUUAAUCAGUGGGUUUAAUUUAUUUAUUCUUACAGUACCCGAAUGUGUACCCUUCACAUCGUGCCUUUUGAAGUUACAGCUGUGACUUGUUCUUAAUCCUGUAAUUCUUUUCACUGUGAAUGUAUGUACUGUAUGUUGUGUGAGUAACUCCAGAGUAAUAUGGAAAACAUGAGUGAGCGCUCAAGGUGACUAUUCAAAUCAUUGGCCAAACGCACCCCUCCCAAUUUACAUAUACACCAAAGAAUGGUACAGUAAUAGCAACAGGCACAGCACAGGGUCGGAUCCACAGGAGGAAAUGGUUGCAUCACAAAGCUGCCUUCCCUUAACGGUAGUAUGUCAUUAUAGUAUGGUACAGUACAGUAACGGUACAGUAUGUCAAUUUUCAUAAUCGAUUCUGCCCAUUCGUAAAUUUGAUCUUUUCAUAAAUACUUAACUAGUAUUUACUGACAUGACCAAAGAACAGUAAGUUUUGCAGCCAAUGUUAUGUAUUGCUGCUUAUGCAAAAUAAAUAGCAGAUAUGGAGAAGAUUUCACAUAUUAGUAUACACUCCCAAGUUAUAAUGAGUACUAAAAAUUGACUGUGGUGGUGGUAAACAUGCACGAAAAAGAGAACACUUGUGAGUGGGCACAGCAGAGUGCAGGGUUGGAUCAACAAGAGGAAAUAGUUGCAUCACUCCAUAAGCUGCCUUCCCUGAAGGCCCAUCCAGGCCACAGGGCUCCACUUCCAUCAGACGCGUGUUGUUGUGAAAACGAUGCCAUUGAGGCCCAUCAGUGCAUUAAACACACACCACUGCCAGUGCCAUACAGCAUUUCCACGUGACGUGACUUCACCAAUGUUGGUGUCUGGUGGCAGAUUGUGUUUCUUUGUGUUUGUGUUUCGUUCCCACUCCUGUGGCUGUUAAGCAUGUGUACGUUUUGAGGGAUUCUUGUUUCUUUUUUGUUUCUCCAUGUCACCUUUUUCUGAUCUUCUCACAAAUAAAAUACAAGUGCCUCACUA
Engraulis encrasicolus (European anchovy) is the source of this 2105-nucleotide messenger RNA. Its product is annotated as cysteine-rich and transmembrane domain-containing protein 1-like. Lineage: Eukaryota; Metazoa; Chordata; Actinopteri; Clupeiformes; Engraulidae. The transcript has 3 exons. Bases 294 to 728 code for a protein of 144 amino acids. The record is from RefSeq and is a predicted model, not a curated record. Gene Ontology annotation, cellular component: extracellular exosome.